Messenger RNA from Sphenostylis stenocarpa, 2496 nucleotides. Lineage: Eukaryota; Viridiplantae; Streptophyta; Magnoliopsida; Fabales; Fabaceae. The record is from the annotation of a GenBank genome assembly.
AUGGAUGCACUUCCAUCAGGAAUUAUGAAACGCCUUCAGGAAACCGUGAAGCUAAUGAUGGAAGCAGGGUUUGAGGAGGAAUGCAGCGACGUUUACAGCAAAUGGCGAAGGGAGUUUGUAGAACAGUGUCAUUGGGCACUUGGGUUGCAAUUUCAAGAGCCCAACAUGGAAGACGUUGAGAAAUGGAUAAAAAUGUGCGAGGUAGCUGGGAAGAUACUGUUUCCCAUUGAAAGGAGACUCUGCGAUUACCUCUUCUCGGGGUUCCCUCUCGCUGCUGAUGCCUACCUCCCGAAGGUUUGCAAGCAGUUGACGAUUGGUCUACUGAGUUUUGUGGAUACCGCCAUAACAGCUCGGAGUUAUUUGCCAAAUUUUUUGUUCAACAUCGUCCCAAAAAUGUACGAGUCAUUGACCGCGAUGUCAAAGGAGUGCAUCUCACUGAAUUUGUUUGAGCUGUCGAUUCUAGAUUAUUUUCGAGACGUUUUGGAAAGAUUGGAUAUUUUAAACAACUUUGCGAAUCUUUUUCACCGUAAUAAUGCGCGGGCACAUGUUGCCGAUGGAGGGCUUCAUCUGAUUACCAAGCAAGUAAUGAACUACAUCCUUAUGAUUUGGGAAGACAAAAUAUGGAGGGCUCCCCAAUCUUACCGCAUCGUCUCUGGUAGAGAGAAGUCUUCACUUUGGAUGCUGACAGCGCGGACGAUUGGGUUUUUGGAGAGCGAGUUGGAAGCCAAGUCUAGAGACUACUACGCGGACCCUGCAUUGGGGUACCUUUUUAUGAUAAAAAAUCUCAGCUACAUAGGAGAAAAGGCCAAAUAUUUGAAAUUAAAUGUUGACAGAAUCAUAUUGGACGAUGAUUGGUUCCAACAAAACACGGCAAAGGUAGAAGAAUACUUCAGCCUGUAUCUAGAAAGCUCGUGGAAUAAGAUGCUGGACUUUCUGAAGCUUGAGACAAAUGAGUCCGUGGCACCUGGUGUGGUAGAGAAGUUAAUGAAAGAUAGGCUCCAUUUUUUCAACCUACAUUUUGAUGAGACAUGCAACGUUCAAUCUACAUGGAUUGUCUCUGAUAAGACACUAAGGGAACGAAUGAUAAAAUCCAUUCACACCAUCUUGUUGCCAGAAUAUGGAAGAUUUUAUGACAGAUUUCUACAUGUUUUUGGUGAUCGUGCUUGUAACUAUGUUCUGUUCCGAGCUGAUGAGAUUGAAAAUCAUAAAGACAAGAACCAGAUUCCAACGAAGCAAGUACCGGAUGUUGACGUCAACUUGGUGAUGGAUGCACUUCCAUCAGGAAUUAUGAAACGCCUUCAGGAAACCGUGAAGCUAAUGAUGGAAGCAGGGUUUGAGGAAGAAUGCAGCGACAUUUACUGCAAAUGGCGAAGGGAGUUUGUAGAACAGUGUCAUUGGGCACUUGGGUUGCAAUUUCAAGAGCCCAACAUGGAAGACGUUGAGAAGUGGAUAAAGACGUGCGAGGUAGCUGGGAAGAUACUGUUUCCCAUUGAAAGGAGACUCUGCGAUUACCUCUUCUCGGGGUUCCCUCUCGCUGCUGAUGCCUCCUCCAUGAAGGUUUGCAAGGAGUUGACGAUUUGCCUACUGAGUUUUGCUGAUACCGCCAUAGCAGCUUGGUUGCCGAAUCUUUUGCUCGAAGUCGUCCCUAAAAUGUACGCGUCAUUGAGGACGCUGAAAUGGGAUUUGAUGUCGCUGAAUUUGUUAGGCAACAGUGUUUUGCUCCUAGAUUGUUUUGAAGACGUUACGGAAAGAUUGGUUAUUUUAAAGAAUGUAACAAAUUUUUUUCACCGUAAUAAUGAGCAGGCACAUGUUGCCUAUGGAGGGCUUCAUCUGGUUACCAAGCAAUUAAUGAACUACAUUUGUCAAGGUAUGAUAAAGUCCGCUUCCGGAGCUUCCGGCAUCGUUCCUCAUAGAGAGGUAAAGUCUUCAUAUUGGGUGCUGCCAGCAAGGAUGAUUGAGUUGUUUGAAAGCGCCUUGGAAGCCAAGUCUAGAGACUACUACACUGACCCUGCAAUGGGCUAUGUCUUUAUGAUGGAUAAUCUCAGCUACAUAGGAGAAAAGGCGAAAUAUGUGAAACCAUAUAAGGACGGAAUCAUAUUCGACGAUGGUUGGUUCCAACAAAACACAGCAAAAGUGGAAGAAUACUUUAACCUGUAUCUUAAAAGCUCGUGGAAAAAGAUACUGGACUUUCUGAAGCUUGAGACAAAUGAGUCGGUGGCACCUGGCGUGGUAGAGAAGCUUGAGACAAAAGAUAAGCUCCGUUUGUUCAACCUUCACUUCGAAGAGACAUGCAACCUUCAAUCUACAUGGAUUGUCUCUGAUAAGAGACUAAGGGAAUGGAUGAUAAAAUCCGUUCACAGCAUCUUGUUGCCAGAAUAUGGAAGAUUUUAUGACAGGUUUCUACGUGAUUUUGGUGAGUGUGCUUCUAACUAUAUUCUGUUUGGAAUUGAGGAGAUUCAAAAUUGUCUCAGUAAUUUGUUUCUUCUAGAUGAGUAG